GGUGCUUCUGGCCCUCUCCCCCACGGGAGCACCUGGAGCGGGGGGAGCCCUGCGUCCCCUCCAGCCUGGCUCUGUCUCGCCCGCAGGCGGAACCAGGUCCUGCUCUGCUGAUCAUGGUCAACAAGACCUUAAAUUUCUGGGGUCCCGGUUUUGAGGAGGACGUUAUCAACAUCAACGUGGGGGGUCUGAGAAGGCGGCUCAGCUCCAGCGCCCUCUCCAAGUUCCCCGACACCCGCCUGGGACGCCUGCUCUCCUGCGACUCGGAGGAGUCCAUCCUGCAGCUCUGCGAUGACUACGAUGAGAUCGAGUACUGGGGCAUCAAUGAGUUCUUCCUGGACUCCUGCUGCAGCUACCGCUACCACGAGCGCAAGCUGGAGAGCCGGCACCACAACUGGGACGAGGAGAGCGAAGUCAGCAGUGUGGACACAUCCCCCGAUGAGAUCUCCGACAUCAACCACGACCUGCUGCACUACAGCACGCUGCGCUGCGGCAACGUGCGCAAACGCCUCUGGCUCACCAUGGAGAACCCCGGCUACUCCAUCCCCAGCAAACUCUUCAGCUUCGUGUCCAUCAGCGUGGUGCUGGUUUCCAUAGCCACCAUGUGCAUCCACAGCAUGCCCGAGUACCAGGAGGUGGAUGAGAACGGCAACGUGCUCGAUGAACCCGUGCUGCACAAGCUGGAGUAUUUCUGCAUCUCCUGGUUCACCUUCGAAGUGUCUUCUCGCCUCCUGCUCUCCCCCAACCCCAGGAAGUUCUUCAAGCACCCGCUGAACCUAAUUGAC
Messenger RNA from Balearica regulorum gibbericeps (East African grey crowned-crane), 782 nucleotides. NCBI's taxonomy places the organism in Eukaryota, Metazoa, Chordata, Aves, Gruiformes, Gruidae. The record is from RefSeq and is a predicted model, not a curated record.